Triplophysa rosa is the source of this 3738-nucleotide messenger RNA. It is a transcript of the gene serinc2l, whose product is annotated as serine incorporator 2, like. The coding region runs from base 106 to 1473 and encodes 455 amino acids. NCBI's taxonomy places the organism in Eukaryota, Metazoa, Chordata, Actinopteri, Cypriniformes, Nemacheilidae. Gene Ontology annotation, cellular component: membrane. The record is from RefSeq and is a predicted model, not a curated record. The transcript has 10 exons.
CAAACGUCUGAAGCAGUUAGAGGAAGUCACGGAAAAAGACUGAAAGCUUCCACCGCAUCAGGCCAAUAUUUUCACGGUUUGGGAUCAUUUAUAUUUUUAUAGGAGAUGGGGGCCUGUAUGGCGUUGUGCUCUAUUGCGAGCUGUGCCUCAUGUUUGUGUGGCUCCGCUCCAUGUCUGCUGUGUGGCUGCUGUCCCUCUUCCAACAACUCCACUGUCACUCGGCUGGUCUUCUCUUUCUUCCUCCUGCUGGGAACACUGGUGUCUGUAAUAAUGAUCUUACCUGGCAUGGAGACACAGCUUAGCAAGAUUCCUGGCUUUUGUCAAGGAGGAACCACGAUACCAGGAAUAGAGAACCAUGUUAACUGCGAUGUCAUUGUGGGAUACAAAUCAGUCUACCGCAUGUGCUUUGCUAUGGCUUGCUUCUUUUUCCUGUUCUCUGCUAUUAUGAUCCGCGUACGGAGCAGCAAAGACCCUCGUGCUGCCGUUCAGAACGGGUUUUGGUUCUUCAAGUUUCUGAUCCUUGUUGGUAUCACAGUUGGAGCCUUUUUCAUCCCAGAUGGAACAUUUCAUAAUGUUUGGUUCUACUUUGGUAUUGUGGGCUCCUUCAUUUUCAUCCUGAUCCAGCUCAUCCUCCUGAUUGACUUUGCCCACUCCUGGAACGAAGUGUGGGUGAGGAAUGCCGAGGAGGGCAACACAAAGUGUUGGUUCUCAGGUCUGUUGUUCUUCACGAUCCUACAUUACGCCCUGGCGUUUACUGCUAUCGUGCUGUUUUAUCUGUACUACACGAAACCCGACAACUGCACCGAACACAAGUUCUUCAUCAGCUUCAACCUUAUUCUCUGCGUCAUCGUAUCUGUGGUUUCUAUUCUGCCCAAAGUGCAGGAUGCUGCACCUCAGUCUGGUCUGCUUCAGUCGUCUAUUAUUACUCUGUACACUAUGUACGUCACCUGGUCUGCCAUGACUAACAAUCCUAAUCGAGAAUGUAACCCCAGUCUACUCAGCCUGGUGUCCAAUGUUAGCACAGCCGGGGCCACGCCCACAAGCUCCCCAGGGACAGUGCAGUGGUGGGAUGCUCAAGGCAUUGUGGGAUUGGUCAUCUUCCUAUUUUGCACAUUUUAUGCAAGCAUCCGUUCAUCCAGCAACGCUCAGGUGAACAGGCUGAUGCAGACAGAGGAAGGGAAGGGCUCUGAGGGGUGUGAGGAGGUGGGUGAGGAUGGCGUGCGGCGUGCCGUGGACAACGAGGAAGACGCCGUCACAUACAGCUACUCCUUUUUCCACUUCCACCUUUUCCUGGCCUCUCUCUACAUCAUGAUGACGCUCACUAACUGGUACAAACCUGACACCAGCACUCAGGCCAUGCAAAGCACCAUGCCUGCAGUGUGGGUGAAGAUCUGCUCCAGCUGGCUAGGUCUGGCCGUCUACAUGUGGACCCUUGUGGCUCCUCUCAUCUUCCCUGAUCGAGAAUUCAGCUAAGCUGGCGUGGCUGACACUCUCUCACCCAUUCAUAACUGUCUGUGUUGAGUAUAUUACAAAACUCCAAAAACUACGGAACUAAACUAAGGAAAGCAAUUCAAUAUCAAAAGUGAUUUAACUAACCUCAAGAUAAAAUCUUAAAAAUUUCCUUUACGUAUAUGAGAUGUUCGUUUUACUCUUGGUUAUUAAGAUUGAAGGGCUAAUAGGUUUAAAACUGCAUGGAAAACAACAAGUGUAUAUACCGUGGUAAGUAUUUUAAUCCAAAAAUAAAUCCUGAACUGUUGUUCUGUAAAUUGCACACUUUAGAUUAUCGGACACCUUCUUGCGCAUGUUCGUAAAGUGGUAGUUCACCCAAAAAUUCAUCAUUUACUCGCCCUCAUGUCAUUUCAUACCUGUGUAAAUUACUUUGUUUUGAUGAACACAGAGAAAGAUAUUUGGAAGAAUGUUAGCCAUUUUCAAUUCUGUGACAUCAUUGACUACCAUAGUAGGAAAAAUGAAAUGGUAGUCAAAGGUGCCCCAGAACUGUUUGUGUUCCUAAAUUCUUCAAAAUAUCUCAACAGAACAACAAAAUAUACAAUAUUCUUUUUCUACUAUAGUAGUGGAUGAUGUCACAGAACUGAAAAUUGCUAACAUUCUUACAAAUAUCUUUCUUGGUGUUUAACAGAACAAAGAACUUUAUAUAGGUUUGAAACAACCUGAGGGUAAGUAAUUGAUGACAGAAUUUUUAUUUUUGGGUGAACUAUCUCUUUAAGUACAAUCCCUUCUGUGUAUGAAUAAUGUUCACAUCGCUGAUCUCUGUACAUGCGUGCUGUGUCCUCUUUCCUAUCUCUUAAUGUAGUGUGACUCCGGCUGACUCCACAUCAUGCAUAAAUGGGGUAAAUGAAUGAAAUAGGUUAGAUCAAUAUGUAGCUACUGUGCUGUCGAUACAGAUUAAUUUAUCCCCAUGUGGCUCUUAAGAGUUUGCUUUUAUAUAUAUAAAGUCAAUAUUGCUUGUUUAAUUUUGAUUACUUUAAAGUGACGUCACUGCUUUUAUGUUUAAAAGGGGUAAGAUUCUCGAACCCGAAGCCACACAUUUCAAUGCAAGUACACUUAAUAACUGCCCGACAGACCAUCAACUUAGUGGUCAUAGCCACGAAAACGAAUAUGCAUGUUACUGCUGCUAGAAACCUACACUACCUGAAGAGGAAAUGCUUUAUAUAGCAUUUCAACAUCAGGGUCUUCUUCAAUAUUCUGUAUAAUACUCUAUCGUAGAUUACAGUUCUAUUACAUUUCACUGCGAUUGCACACUUUGUUCUGAAGCAGUGUCAGAGGUGGUGAGGGGCUUGAGCAGGGGGCUUUUUUUGCUCCGAGCCCUCCGUAGAGCCCCAUAGAGCUUGUGCAUGCGGAAGAUAAGCCCAAAACGACACACCCGACACACUGAAAACGAGUUCACCACACAGCACUUUUGGUUCACACGGAGUCUCUUACUGCCAUGAACACACAGAUUGUGCUUUAAUAUUGAUCACGUAUCCAAAAUAAUACAAUGAAUAUGGUGCUGUCAGUCCAUCAGAGGCAGAUGUUUACCUGUUGUGCUUGUCGUUCAGCAGAAAUGUGUGCGUACAAAACGUGUGGCUGGAAAAACGUUCUUUAUAGAAUUAUUACACAUAGAUUUAUAGUUUAGGGCUGGAGAGUAUGUGGAUCAUUGAUGUGUUUAAUUGGUAGAUGUCCUUUCUGAAUUAAUCGCGUUAAUCUUUCCAUUUGUGAUGACUUUCAGUAGUUUCUUUUUCCUUUUAUUUCUGUUUUAUAACCCAGAAUUUAUUUUCCUUGUAAGCACAUGCUGGAGUGAAAUGUUGUUCAGUUUUGUGGACCUGAUUUUCAAAGUGUCAAAGAAACGUUUCUGAACGUUUACAUUUUUGAAUAUUGCUGAAAACCUGUUCAAUUUUGAAAACAUGAAGUUGACACUAUAUAGGUAUUGUAGAUGUUUUCACACUUUUCACACCGUAACAGUUUUACACAAGCAUGACAAGUCAUUUGUAAUCUAUUAUUAGAAGCAACACGAUUGUUCAUCCUGUGUAAAAUUCUUCAUGUGCCUUUCUUUGAGAGCUUGUCUUAUGAAAAGUAACCAGGUUUAUUCAGACCUGUGAAAAAGUGCCUUUGCUGUUUUGUAACGAUUCAUUUUCUUCAUACCAUUGACAUUGCCUACAGUAUGUGUAAGUAAUAUUUCAGCGAUCUGGUGUUUGAUCUGUGCUUAUGCUGUGUAUAUUUCAAUAAACUUGUAUAGUGAGA